Suricata suricatta (meerkat) is the source of this 1542-nucleotide messenger RNA. It is a transcript of the gene PRSS54, whose product is annotated as serine protease 54. The record is from RefSeq and is a predicted model, not a curated record. Gene Ontology annotation, biological process: proteolysis. NCBI's taxonomy places the organism in Eukaryota, Metazoa, Chordata, Mammalia, Carnivora, Herpestidae. Gene Ontology annotation, molecular function: serine-type endopeptidase activity.
CCCAUGGUGUCUGCUGCAGUUCUCUCUGGGGAUGGCAGAAUGAGACGGAUGCUCUUGGUGCUGCUCUACAUCUCCCACUCUUCUGCCAGUUGUGGCGUCCAGGAAAUCAACGUUAUGGAAACUUCCGAGGAGGGCUUGGUCAAAGACAAGGAGUUCCCGUGGGUGGUGUCGCUGCAGGACUCCCAGUACACCCACCUGGCUUUCGGCAGCAUCCUCAGUGAGUUCUGGAUCAUCAGCAUCGCGUCUGCCUUGCAGAACAGGAAGGACGCCAUUGUUAUGGUUGGCAUCGCUAAGAUGGAUGCCAGAGUGAUCGCUCACGAAGAGUAUCCAGUCAACACCAUCAUCAUCCAUGAGGAUUUUGACAAUGAGACCAUGAACAAUAACAUAGCACUCCUGAAGACAGACACGGCGAUGGAGUUCAGCAACCUGGUCCAACCCAUCUGCUUCCUUGGCAGAAAGCUGCAUAUGCCACCAGCCUUGCAGAACUGCUGGGUGGCAGGAUGGAAUCCCACGUCUGCAACAGGAAAUCAUAUGACGAUGAGUAUCCUGAGGAAAAUCUCCGUGAAAGACAUCAACAUGUGUCCCUUACACAAACUCAAGAAAACAGGAUGUGGCAAUCACAUAGAGCAGGAAACCGAUGCUGUCUGUCUGGGGGACCCAGGAAACCCCAUGAUAUGCCAGCUACAGCAGCUGAAUCUGUGGGUGCUGCGAGGACUCUUGUCCCACGGUGGUGAGAAAUGCCCUGGCUUUUUUAUGUACAUCAAGGUGGAAGACUACAGUGACUGGAUCAUGUUCAAGACUGAGAAAACCAGCCGGCCGCUGUCUUCCUUUCACCACUGGGUGAAUUCGCUGUCUUCGCCCAGCUACAAAGCACAUUUUGCCAUUACAAAACGAAAACAUUCUGGGCUGGGCCAAGCUGGAUGGUCCCAAGCAUACUCAAAAGGACAAAAAAAGGCCACCGUACAUUCGUUGCCAGCAAAAAGCUCUAGAAAGAGUCCAAACGCUCGGGGGAAAGGGUUAAAGGAAUUAAGCAGGUCUUCUGUUGCGGCCAGACAAAAAAAGACCACUGUACGUUCGUUGCCAGCGAAAAGCUCUAGAAAGAGUCCAAACACUUGGGGGAAAGGGUUAAAGGAAUUAGGCAAGUCUUCUGUUGCGGCCGGACAACCCAUGUACUAUGACUAUUAUGGAGGGGACUCUGAGGAGGGUGCAAGGCCUAUUUCAGGUCAGAACAGGUUACAUCAGCCCCAAGAAAUUAUCUUGUUUUUCUUUGUGCUUCUUUUCUCUUGCCAUGGCAGCUAGUCUAAGAGGUAACCCUCCCAACUGAAGAGUAAGCUCAGAAUGCUGAGUGCCGGGCAGUCACCAUUCUGUUCUGCUGUUUAAUGGUGUCUGUUUUUGCUAGUUGCACACCUGGGCUGCCACGGACAGGCCUCAAGCGCACACCGGGCUGGCUCUCCCUCCUCUGUCCCACUCCCACAUGCGGGAAGGUCACUUUCAUUUGUGCUUGUGAACUAAAUGUGGGCUAACAAGUGUCAAACCAUUAGA